Colletotrichum truncatum is the source of this 564-nucleotide messenger RNA. NCBI's taxonomy places the organism in Eukaryota, Fungi, Ascomycota, Sordariomycetes, Glomerellales, Glomerellaceae. The record is from RefSeq and is a predicted model, not a curated record.
AUGGAUGGAUUUUGCAACCGUCUUCUCUCUUUCUACGACAACAACGUCAACGGCGAGCCUGGAAGAUGGCCAGUCGCGAAUCUCCAGCCCGAGGACAUGGCCGGCGCAGGCUUUCGUUUCGCGGGAAAUGGAAAGCUCAACUGCGACAGCGUGAGCUGUGAUUGGUGCAAGAUGCAGGCUUGGAAAUGGGAAUCCAAGGACGACCCGUUCGAACAACACCGGCAGGGCUCCCCCACCUGCAUUUACGUUGCUAGCAAGACAUUCAAGGACUACGAGCAAGUCUUCCAAGCAAAAGUGAUGGUCAGCGAGGUUUUUGGCAGGCUGCCGAGCCCGCCGGCUACACCCGUCAAGCAGAUCCGAAAGCCCCGUCGUCGCAUGUGCUUGUCGCCUAUCACCACAGUCUUUGACUUUGAGCCGGCCCAGGACGAGGCACACUCCGUGGCUUACCAGCAGGAGAGCACCCACAAGCCCGUUGAAAUCUCUGUCAUGUCUGGCGAUACCAAAGUCGUCAUUCAGAUCGCCAACGGCGAGGAGCGAAGCUUAAAGCGACUGCGAAUGGAGUAG